Patella vulgata (common limpet) is the source of this 5658-nucleotide messenger RNA. RefSeq names its product mucin-2. The annotation marks the transcript as partial. Lineage: Eukaryota; Metazoa; Mollusca; Gastropoda; Patellidae. Gene Ontology annotation, molecular function: serine-type endopeptidase activity. Gene Ontology annotation, biological process: proteolysis. The transcript is spliced from 9 exons. The record is from RefSeq and is a predicted model, not a curated record.
CUAGAAGCUACAACGCCGGAACCAACUACUCCAGAACCAACCACCCCGGAACCAACUACUCCAGAACCAACCACCCCGGAACCAACUACUCCAGAACCAACCACCCCGGAACCAACUACUCCAGAACCAACCACCCCGGAACCAACUACUCCAGAACCAACCACCCCGGAACCAACAACACUAGAAGCUACAACGCCGGAACCAACUACCCCAGAGCCAACUACAUCAGAACCAACCACGCCGGAACCAACAACACUAGAAGCUACAACGCCGGAACCAACCACGCAGGAACCAACUACUUCGGAGCCAACCACACCGGAACCAACUACUCCAGAACCAACCACACCGGAACCAACUACUCCAGAACCAACCACACCGGAACCAACUACUCCGGAGCCAACAACACCGGAACCAACAACACUAGAAGCUACAACGCCGGAACCAACUACUCCAGAACCAACCACCCCGGAACCAACUACUCCAGAACCAACCACCCCGGAACCAACAACACUAGAAGCUACAACGCCGGAACUAACUACCCCAGAGCCAACUACAUCAGAACCAACCACGCCGGAACCAACAACACUAGAAGCUACAACGCCGGAACCAACCACGCCGGAACCAACUACUUGGGAGCCAACCACACCAGAACCAACCACUCCAGAGCCAACUACGCCAGAACCUACCACGCCGGAACCAACCACACCGGAGCCAACCACACCGGAACCAACUACUCCAGAGCCAACUACCCAAGCAAUUGAGCAGUUUGAUGAUCCAGAACAACAGCGGUGCGCGGUCUUGGCUUCCGUUCCGGAUAUGUGUAUGAUUCCAUCAGUAAUGGAUGGGUGUUGUGCGUGUCCAGAUCUUUAUCCAACUUUACCUAACUGCCCAACAACAACACCGCCGCCCACUACAACACCCAUGCCUACUACAACUACAGCGCCGCCUACCACAACACCAUCGUUUUGUCCUGUUUUUGAGCAAUACAAGGAUGCGAUGUGCGUUGGUACACUACUUGAUGCUUGUUGUGAAUGUCCGAAUCUGGUUGAUGGCUUAAACUGUCAACCUGAAACAACAGCAUCUGCGACUACUCCACUAGCAACAACAGCAGCAGCUACAACUCUAGCAGAAACUACUUCAGAAGCUACAACACUGGCAGCAACAACUGUAGCUGAUACAACACCCGCUGACACAACACCAGCAGCAACAACAGCAGCCACAACUACUCCAGCAGCAACAACGCCAGUCGCAACUACUCUACCAGCUACUUCUCCUGCAGCUACAACGCCAGCAGAAGCAGAACCACCAACUACUGUAGUAACUACAGUACCCACAGUUCCAACUACUCCAGCUGCAUCAACACCGGCAGAAACUACUCCAGCAGCUACACCCGAUGCUAUAACACCAGCAACAACAACGCCAGCAGAAACCACUGCAGGUGAUACAACACCCGAUGCUACAACACCAGUAACAACAACACCAGCAGAAACUACCCCAUCAGCCACAACUUUAGCAGAAACUACUCCAGCAGCUACAACUGUAGCUGAUACAACACCCGCUGACACAACACCAGCAGCAACAACAGCAGCCACAACUACUCCAGCAGCAACAACGCCAGUCGCAACUACUCUACCAGCUACUUCUCCUGCAGCUACAACGCCAGCAGAAGCAGAACCACCGACUACUGUAGUAACUACAGUACCCACAGUUCCAACUACUCCAGCUGCAUCAACACCGGCAGAAACUACUCCAGCAGCUACAACACUAGCAGCAACAACUGCAGCUGAUACAACACCCGCUGCUACAACUUCAGCAGCAACAACGCCAGCUGAAACCACUGCAGCUGAUACAACACCAGCUGAAACCACUGCAGCUGAUACAACACCAGCGGAAACCACUGCAGCUGAUACAACACUAGCAGCAACAACUGCAGCUGAAACAACACCCGCUGCUACAACACCAGCAGCAACAACGCCAACAGAAACAACGCCAGCAGAAACAACUCUAACUGAUACAACACUAGCAGCGACAACUGCAGCUGAUACAACAUCCGCUGCUACAACACCGGUAGGAACAACGCAAGCAGCAACCACCCCCGCAGCUACAACACUAGCAGAAACUACUCCAGCAGCCACAACACUGGUACCAACGACACCAGCCGCAACUACUCCAGUAGCAACAACGACAGUUGCGACUACUCUACCAGCUACUUCUCCUGCAGCUACAACACCAGCAGAAGCAGAACCACCGACUACUGUAGUAACUACGGUACCCACAGUUCCAACUACUCCAGCUGAUACAACACCGACAGAAACUACUCCAGCAGCUACAACACUAGCAGCAACAACUGCAGCUGAUACAACACCCGCUGCUACAACGCCAGCAGCAACAACGCCAGCAGAAACCACUGUAGCUGAUACAACACCGGCAGAAACUACCCCAGCAGCUACAACACUAGCAGCAACAACUGCAGCUGAUACAACACCCGCUGCUACAACGCCAGCAGAAACAACUGUAGCUGAUACAACACUAGCACCGACAACUGCAGCUGAUACAACAUCCGCUGCUACAACACCGGUAGGAAUAACGCCAGCAGCAACCACCCCCGCAGCUACAACACUAGCAGAAACUACUCCAGCAGGCACAACACUGGUACCAACAACACCAGCCGCAACUACUCUACCAGCUACUUCUCCUGCAGCUACAACGCCAGCAGAAGCAGAACCACCGACUACUGUAGUAACUACGGUACCAACAGUUCCAACUACUCCAGCUGCAUCAACACCGGCAGAAACUACUCCAGUAGCUACACCCGAUGCUAUAACACCAGCAACAACAACGCCAGCAGAAACCACUGCAGGUGAUACAACACCCGAUGCUACAACACCAGCAACAACAACACCAGCAGAAACUACCCCAUCAGCCACAACUUUAGCAGAAACUACUCCAGCAGCUACAACAUUAGCAGAAACAACACCAGCAGAAACCACUGCAGCUGAUACAACACCUGCAGCAACAACUACUCCAGCAGCUACGACACCCGCCGCAACUACUACAGCAGCUACAAUACCACCAACUCUCCCUGUAGUAAAUACUUUAUGCGAAGGACUGGCUGUAUACCCAGAAGUUUUAUGUGCUAAUGAAGACAUUAAAGUGGAAUGCUGUAAAUGUCCUGAUCUGAUGGACUUGCCCGAAGUCGGCUGUACAGCCACAACACCCACAGGGACAGCAACAACGCCAGCUGCGGCUACAACAGAAUUAGAAACAACACCGGCAGAAACUACUCCAGCUGAUACAACACCAGCAGCAACAACACCAGCAGAAACUACUCCAUCAGCCACAACUCUAGCAGAAACUACUGCAGCAGCUACAACACCAGCAGCAACAACACCAGCAGAAACCUCUGCAGCUGAUACAACACCUGCAUCUGAUACAACACCUGCAGAAACUACUCCAGCAGCUACAACACUAGCAGCAACAACUGCAGCUGAAACAACACCCGCUGCUACAACACCAGCAGCAACAACGCCAGCAGAAACCACUGUAGCUGAUACAACACCAGCAGAAACUACUCCGGCAGCUACAACACUAGCAGCAACAACAGCAGCUGAAACAACACCCGCUGCUACAACACCAGCAGCAACAACGCCAGCUGAAACCACUGCAGCUGAUACAACACCAGCUGAAACCACUGCAGCUGAUACAACACCAGCGGAAACCACCGCAGCUGAUACAACACUAGCAGCAACAACUGCAGCUGAAACCACUGCAGCUGAUACAACACCAGCGGAAACCACUGCAGCUGAUACAACACCAGCGGAAACCACUGCAGCUGAUACAACACUAGCAGCAACAACUGCAGCUGAAACAACACCCGCUGCUACAACACCAGCAGCAACAACUCCAGCUGAAACCACCGCAGCUGAUACAACACCAGCGGAAACUACUCUAGCAGAAACUACUCCAGCAGCCACAACUCUAGCAGCAACAACAGCAGCUGAUACAACACCAGCAGCAACAACGCCAGCAGAAACAACUGCAGCUGAAACAACACCCGCUGCUACAACAGCAGCAGCAACAACGUCAGCUGAAACCACUGCAGCUGAUACAACACCAGCGGAAACCACUGCAGCUGAUACAACACUAGCAGCAACAACUGCAGCUGAAACAACACCCGCUGCUACAACACCAGCAGCAACAACUCCAGCUGAAACCACCGCAGCUGAUACAACACCAGCGGAAACUACUCUAGCAGAAACUACUCCAGCAGCCACAACUCUAGCAGCAACAACAGCAGCUGAUACAACACCAGCAGCAACAACGCCAGCAGAAACAACUGCAGCUGAAACAACACCCGCUGCUACAACAGCAGCAGCAACAACGUCAGCUGAAACCACUGCAGCUGAUACAACACCAGCGGAAACCACUGCAGCUGAUACAACACUAGCAGCAACAACUGCAGCUGAAACAACACCUGCUGCUACAACACCAGCAGCAACAACUCCAGCCGAAACCACCGCAGCUGAUACAACACCAGCGGAAACUACUCCAGCAGAAACUACUCCAGCAGCCACAACUCUAGCAGCAACAACAGCAGCUGAUACAACACCAGCAGCAACAACGCCAGCAGAAACCACUGCAGCUGAUACAACACCAGCAGCAACAACCCCAGCAGAAACCACUGCAGCUGAUACAACACCAGCAGAAACUACCCCAUCAGCCACAACUUUAGCAGAAACUACUCCUGCCGCUACAACACCAGCAGAAACUACUCCGGCCGCCACAACUGCAGCCGAUACAACACCAGCUGCUACAACGCCUGUUCCUAAUAAAUGUAAAUACUCCGAAUACGUAACUACCAUUACCAAGAGAAUAAUUUCUGGUCAAUCAACAUUUCAUAAUACAUAUCCUGGUAUCGUUAGCUUUCAAUCGGAUGUAUACACGGCAUCUUUUGCUCCUAUCAAAAGAACCAUGUGCUCUGGAAUCAUUCUUGAUGAAACGCACAUUUUAACCACCAAAUUUUGUUACGAGUUCGUAGAUGCGAUGGCCGGUUUUUACCCUACAGAAGCAGUAAUAUCAGAAACUGAUACUAGCAGUACAAGUGGAGAUGAACAGAAGAUUCUAUUAACUUCCCCAAUUCCAAACGACACCACUGGGGAUUUGGUGGUCAUGACGCUGGAUACGCCAAUUGACAUCAACAGCGUGUCGUCAGCUCCGGCGUGUGUUAUAAACGACAACAUGGUGAUUGAUCAAGAUUCGUGUCAAGUGCUUGGUUUUGGUAAUAUACAUAAUUCAUUUCCCUCAGUCGGUUUAAGAGCUGGAGAUGUUGAUUUAGAUGUAUAUGGAUCUUGUUCCAUGGACACAGUUUGCGAAACAAGCGGCGGAAGUGUAGGAUGCGAGGGUGAUGAGGGUGGAUCAAUCGUGUGCCUUGAGGCAAAAACUGGAGAAUAUGUAACUGUGGGGUUGAUGUCUACAGAAGUUUGUGAAGAAACUCUUCCACAGCCAAUUUUCAGUUUAAUGCCCGGUCUGCAAUACAAUGAUAUCGCUAAGAGUUACCCUUAUUAUGACAUCACAGCAUAAAAUUAACAUAAAUGAAUACAUAUGUAACAGUAUUUAUCGCAACUUGUGAUGUUAAAAUAUAAAACUAUAAUAUGAUAU